UUUGUUUCAAAAGUGAUAUCUCAUUUUACCUCGGGUACUUAUGAAGAAUAUGAACUAUUAUUUUAUCUCGGGAUUCCCCUAAUAUAAAAGUUUAGAGAUCCUGUAAAUAAAAGUAAAAUAAUUUGCAUUUCAAUAGCCAUUACGCAGUCUUCCGUAUUUUUAAGUUAUUUCGACCACAAAGAUAAGAUUUAGUAUAUAAAUACAGCUUGCGAGCUACCAACUGACAUAUUAGUCGAUAUCCAGUAGAAUCGUGAACACUCGUCAUCUAAUUGAAGAAAGAGAUCUAGAAUUGGGAAACGGUUUAAUUAAAAAAAGUUGAGAAAUCAAGAAAAUGAAAUCAAUCGUUAUAUUGCUGGCUUUUGCCACGGUCGUAGCUAGUAAAGAUAUUGUUGCAAUUUCGAAGCUAUGCCCAAACAACGCUACUAACUAUGUCACUGGAACUAUUAAACUCGUUCAAAGGGGUUAUGGGCCCGUAGUUUUAACUGGAACAAUUACUGGACUCGCUCCAGGAAAACACGGGUUCCAUGUUCAUGAGUUUGGAAAUCUUACCGAAGGUUGCGCUAGCACUGGUGAACACUACAAUCCUACAAACCAAACACAUGGAGCUCCGACGGAUUUUAUAAGACAUAAUGGUGAUCUUGGAAAUAUUAUAGCUAACGCUGAUGGUGUUGCUAACAUAUAUAUUGUUGAUAGUGUGAUUUCUCUAACUGGACCAUAUAGUAUCAUUGGACGUGCUUUUGUUGUUCAUUUGGGCGCAGAUGAUUACGGCAGAGGAGGAACUCACGAAUCAUGCACAGGCGGAAAUUCUGGACAGCGUGCUAGCUGUGGAGUUAUUGGAAUUGGAUCCCCUUAACAAAAAAGAAUUUACAAAAAUUAUUUUAUUUUAAAUUUUUGUGCAACAAAAUCCCAUUGAUAAAUAAAUCUACU
Molecule: messenger RNA, 927 nt
Organism: Microplitis mediator
Lineage: Eukaryota; Metazoa; Arthropoda; Insecta; Hymenoptera; Braconidae
Exons: 3
Coding region: 332-853 (173 amino acids)
Biological process (GO): removal of superoxide radicals
Molecular function (GO): copper ion binding; superoxide dismutase activity
Source: RefSeq, a predicted model, not a curated record